Messenger RNA from Nymphalis io (European peacock), 5839 nucleotides. RefSeq names its product cytoplasmic dynein 1 light intermediate chain 2 (gene Dlic). Gene Ontology annotation, biological process: microtubule cytoskeleton organization; microtubule-based movement. NCBI's taxonomy places the organism in Eukaryota, Metazoa, Arthropoda, Insecta, Lepidoptera, Nymphalidae. The record is from RefSeq and is a predicted model, not a curated record. Gene Ontology annotation, cellular component: cytoplasmic dynein complex; centrosome. Bases 81 to 1475 code for a protein of 464 amino acids. Gene Ontology annotation, molecular function: dynein heavy chain binding. The transcript has 9 exons.
GAGAGUGACGUAUGAACAGCCGAAACGAAAACGAAAGAAAAGCCUCUUGUGCCGUUGUUAUCUUCUAUCAUUUCUGAAGAAUGGAGACAAACGGCCAGGCUAAUGGGGUUAAAUCUAAAAAGAAAGAGAAUGGCGAUGGGAAAGAUAAUUUGUGGUCAGCUAUAUUAGAAGAAGUUCAGAACCAAGGUAACACGAAGCUGCCCUCCAACAAGAAUGUACUAGUUCUGGGCGACAAUGAGACUGGUAAAACCACACUCAUAGCUAAAUUACAGGGAGUUGAGGAUCCCAAGAAGGGAUCGGCGCUCGAAUAUGCUUAUAUAGAUGUUAGAGAUGAAUAUCGUGACGACCACACACGACUCAGUGUAUGGGUACUCGAUGGAGAUCCAGGACAUACGAAUCUCCUCAAAUUCGCUUUGAACGAGGAGACAUUCCCACACACACUGGUCCUGUUAACGGUUGCCAUGACAACACCAUGGGGUGUCCUGGAUCAACUACAAAGUUGGGCAUCUGUACUUGGUGAUCAUAUAGAUAAAUUGGAUCUCACACCUGAACAAAGUUUACAAAGUAAAAAACAGCAAGUUCAAAAGUGGCAGAGGUAUACGGAACCGGGCGACGAACUCGAGCCGACCGCUUCGUCGCCCAUGAAACGUUCGUCGCGUAAUCUCUCCGACGAAUUGGAGAGUGACGAUGAAGACAACCCGCUGCCGGAGGCCGUGCUCACCACCAACCUCGGACUGGACAUCGUCGUUGUUGCUACAAAGACUGAUUACAUGACGACGCUGGAGAAGGAACACGAUUACCGCGACGAGCAUUUCGACUUCAUGCAGCAGUGGAUCCGAAGGUUCUGCCUGCGGUACGGCGCCGCGUUGUUCUACACGAGCGCCAAGGAGGACAAGAACUGCGACCUGCUCUACAAGUACCUCACGCACCGGAUAUACGGCCUGCCCUUCCGGACGCCCGCGCUCAUUGUCGAGAAGGAUGCCGUCUUGAUACCUGCUGGAUGGGAUAGUAUGAAAAAAAUUAGUAUAUUGUAUGAAAAUAUGCAAACUUGUAAGCCGGACGAUUAUUACAGAGAUGUUAUUGUGCAGCCGGCCACGAGGAAGAGCGGCGGGCACCGCGAGGCGGAGGUGUCGGCGGAGGACGAGCAGGCGUUCCUGCAGCGCCAGCUGGCCGCGCUGCAGGCCGGCACGCCCGCGCCGCGCGCAGACUCGCCGCUGCGGACCGCGCAGCGCUCCACGGCGCAGCUGGACGGCGCGAAGAUCGGCAUGGGCCCCGGCACGCCCGGCAACGAGGGCGUGCUGGCGAACUUCUUCAACUCGCUGCUGUACAAGAAGACGGGCACGCCCGGCGCGCGCGCGCCCGACGCGUCGCCCGCCGCCGCCGCCGCGCGCUCCGACGCCGCCGCCGAGCUCGACCGCCUCACCCGCGCCAAGCGCGCGCCGCCGCCGCUCGACCUCAACUCGUCCGAGUGCUAGCGCCGCACGCCACGGGUACACUAGUUUAGCGGGCGUCCCCCCGACGCCUGCGCACCGCGGCUCCGACCCCCUAUAUCAUAACACACGCUGGCUUGUACGCGCCGCCCCGACGGCGACGGAACCCGUAUUAUUUAUUCCGAGUGAUACUUCGCUUUCGGUUCGCGGAACCUUCGAGAUUCUCCCCUUCGUGACGUCACUCACGGCAGCGGGAUCGUGAUCGGUCGGUUCGAUUCGGGACCGACGGUUUUAUAGAUAUUCCAGCAUUGUCAAAUGUUUACGGUAAGGCUAACGGCAGUGUGAUGUACUUUAUAAAGGUAUAAUGUAUUGUAUGUUAAGGUAACGUUUUCGAGGCAUUUUUAUACGUGCAAAGGAAAAAAAAACUCAGAGCAAAGAGUGUGGUAGAAAUGUCGUAAUUUAAUUUUAUUACUUUUUAGACUCCAAAAUAAAAAAAAAAUACUAAAUAAAGCUUUGUCACGAUAUGCAAAAUUAAUAAUAGUAAUUUUCAAUUUACUCUUUAUUCUGUGGUCGUUUCAAUGACAAUACUGGCAGCCCUUGAAAGUUAAAAAUGCCUCAACAACGAAUAGAAACGUUUUAUAAUACAUUUCCAUAUGCUACAGUGAAUGAAACGAAAGUUGUAAUAAUUUCUUAUUCAGUAAUUUUUUUUACUUGUAAUAUGUUCUUAUGAUAUUAAGUAUUUAUUUAGCUUAUGUUUGAACUUUUGAUAUGGAUAAAGGAAAUCGUCGGCGUAAAUUGUCUGAAGAUAUCUCCGACAGACGCCGCAGCGGUUUUUCUUUUGUCUUAAGUUGGUAAAUAUGUCAGCAAUCGUCUUGAGAUUACCGAGCGUUUUAUAUAGAAUCAAAUAGCAUGUAAUUAUUUGAAAAAUGAAAUAUUUAUAUCAAUGAUAUUUAGAUUCUAUAUAAAGUGCUCAUAUCGAAUUGUGAUCUUCUAUGAAGACUGGAAGUCAUAGGAGAGUAUGCUAUGCACAAUAAAGUCGUUAUAUUUUGUACAAAUCAUCUUUAAGUAGUCGCAAUAAUGACGGGUAACUUCAUUAUUCUGCAAAGGAAUAUCGAUCAUAUUUAUAAAACGUUUGGGUUCAAAUUGCCGUGCCGGAUUUUGAAGUUCAAUUAUUAUUGCAUACUACAUGCUUUUACCUGCUAAAUAAAUAUGACAAACGUUUGAAAUUAUGCAAAUUUUGUACCUUACAUAAUAUUUUUAGUGUCAAACCAAAAAAAAUUACAGCUUUACUACCGACAAACACGGCAAAUUUGGAAAAACAACGCUUAAUGAAAACUUAUAUACAUAAAUACUUUAGCAGGUAAAUGGCAAGAUCAGUGUGUAGUUAUUAUUUUUCUCAUAAUUUCAUUUUCGAAAUGUUAACACUCAUUUAACACAGCGCUAGGCGUUCACUCCCGUGCAACAUAAAUUCAUAAGCAACAUUAAAAAAAACUAUACAUAGGUACUUAUUCCGAACAGAGUGUACAAGGCUAUAUUUAAUAUGACUGAAAAAAAAAAUUAGCUUAUGAUUUCUUUCCGUUGCAUUUGAGUGAAACGAGCUCUAUCAUUGAAUUGUAAUAGUGACCUUUCUCUGUAAUAUUGUAAUAAAAUUAAUUUGUUAAAAAUAAACAACUCGGUAUAAUCGACUCGUGAGGUUUUUGUAAUAUUAUUUGUAUGAAGCCUGUAAUAUUUUUUUUUAAAUGGAGUAUGUUCACAUUUGGUGCAAUACAGAACAUUCCAAACGUGGUUUGGUGCUUAUUAUUAUAGUAAAAUUAUCGAAUAACAUUUGAAGUUUCAUUUAUUUAUCUUGCCCAAUGCUCUCUUUUGUAAACUGGUCAUUUUUUUUUUAAGCAUCGAAGGUCACUAUUAACAUUCGAAUUUAUACUUAAGUACUAUACAUUAUCUAAAAUUAACACUUAAAAUCCUUUAAAUAAAAAUAAACGUUACAAUAGUACUUAAAUUCGACAUAUUUCAAAUUAAAUAGAAUAUGUAUGUAAGUAUAAGGCGUGGCUUUUUAGUUUCCAAUAAUUUCUUUUUAAGUAUUAACUUACACAUUAACAAUUAAUUGUGUAAUUUAAUUUAGAAUAAUAUUCGUUGGAUAACAGAAGCUUAAUUUAAAGCACAAUAUGUUUUCAUAUGAUGUUAGAUAAUUUCGAGGGCAGCUUUUAAAUAAAAUAAAUUAUUUUAUAUUUCUUUGUGACAAGAGAGCAAAAAAUAUCAUUAUAUAAAUUAAAAAUAAUAUAUAUGUAAUCAUUCGAUUGUAUAAAGCUAAGGAUUGGUCAGGGCGAGUUUAAAAUUCCCUAUAAGAAAGGUAUAUUUUUUUAUAACGAGGACUUAAUGUUAGGUGGCUAAAGUGCAUAUCGUCCAUUUCAUUAGAAAUUUAACAAAAUUUAAACAAAUACCGACGUCAAAACAAGUCAUAAUAUUUUUUUUAAAUAAUAAUUUUCAAUAAGUUUUUUCCGCAGAUUAAUAAUAUAAAAUAUUCGGGGCAUUUUUAUUCAGUAUUAUUACUCUUGUUUAUACUUUUGACAAAUUAUAAUGAAAUGGAUUUAUACUAUAUUAUAACUUUCAAAUAAAAUGUGUUAAUGUGUCUAGACUAAAUAUGGCUUAUAGUGCUUUUACUAGCAACUUAGAUUAUGAUAUUUAUUCAUUGUAAGUUUAUCCUUCAAUACAACGGUUGUCGAGACUCGAAAAUUAUUUAUUAUAAUACAAUAAUUUAUCUCUGUCUCAUAGUUAACAUGGAAAAAGUUACGCUAAUGUGUGCUUUAUUCCUUUAAUAAUAAGUAAUAUAUUCUGUAUUAGUUACAAACUAUGUUAUAUUGAACAUCAUCAUCAAUCGUAUCAUUAUAAUAAGACUCCUUAUAUACUGUUUAUGGCAAGCCUAUAUGAAAACGAUAAGUACAAUUUUAAAGAAUGCGUCCAUUUUGUUAAAGAGUAUUUAAUAUAACCUAAUAGACUUAAAUAUCAACAUAAAACAAUUCAUUAUUCUCUAUCUCUAUCAAACUUUCAUUUCAAUUAAAAAAUUAAGACUCAUAUCAGAGAAGUUAAUUUUACAGCAAAUAAUUUAGAUUUUUUUUCAAAAUGCUUUUGUUUCAAUCGACAUGAUAUUCUAUUAUUAUUUAAAAAAUGACUUAAUUGUCUAUGUUUGCCAUAUUCAGUGUUUUAAAAUCGAUAAUCUACGUCACUAAAUAUUCAAAUAGUGUGAACUUCAUAUUGUUUUUGCUCAUUUAGAUUAUUCUUUCUUUUAUGAACUAGUCAAAAAAACAGUUCAAUUAUAUGUAGAUGUUUUUUUUUUAUAACAUCUAUAUUCUGUGAUAUGAUUUUAUCUAGAACAAUAUAUCUUAGCACUAUUUAAUUAGCCACGUAACAUCCUCAUGAAGCGAAAUCAAUAAAUGCUAAAACGAAUAAUAAAUUAAAUCUUGAAAUCUUUAUAAUUAGAACGUGUUAGAAUUUCAAAUUUUGAUACUUAGACUAUUAGUGCAUUAAAAAUUCGUAUUUUACACAUAGCAAUAUUUGCAAAUAAAAUAAACAUUAUAUGUUUAUAAAAGCAUAUAGCUGCAAACACUCGUAUCAAAUAAAAAUUGCAUAAUUAUUUAAUUUUAUUAUUAUUAUUAUUAUUUAUUAAUAAAUCAAAGGCAUAGUGAUUUACUAUUAGAUUCUCAUUCGAUAGUAAUUACGUUGCGUUUCCACUGAAAGAGUUGGUGAUUUCUAUGUUUGCUACAGAAAGUCACGUGUAAUUGUUAAUUUACCACAUUACGACAAUUAUUUAAGUAAGUUGUCAAAACAACAAGGUAAUUAUAAACUUUUGUAACCAAUGCUUGUUGACAACGAAAUGGCUAAUUCUUUUAUGGAGACGCAGCUUUCAAUAGUUUAGAUCGUUAUAUUUAUAGCCAUCUCUUUUGGUUGUUUAUUCUAUAAUUAUAAUGGAUACAAUUAUAUUAUUAAUAAUAAGAUUUCAUACUAAAAUAAAAUUGUUUGAGUUAUAACUAUAUUUAUAUAAAUAUGCAAAUCGAAAAUUAAAUUAAUAGAAAUCAAUAAGUCGCCAUGUUGCUUAUUUUGUGUUUUAGAAAUUGCAGCUUAACUUAAAAACAAAUUAAAUAAACUUAUUUUUUUAUUAAAAAAUACUGAAACAAAAAGAUCUGUUGUGUGGUGACAUUUGUAUUAUGUUCCUUUAAAACUUAUGGGUCUUUUUUUUUGCUAGUUGCCUAGGACUAUCCUAUCUACACUCAACUCUGUAUUUUACUUUUACAGAGGUGACGAAGUGUCAUUUAUUUAAAAUCCAUUCGUUGUAUAUAUAAGCUUACUGGCGGCUGUUGUACAAGUUAUAAUUAUAAAUAUUUUAAAUAAAUAAAAUAGCACGAAAUCUGUUU